This is a messenger RNA of Dipodomys ordii (Ord's kangaroo rat), 1754 nucleotides long. It is a transcript of the gene Gal3st4, whose product is annotated as galactose-3-O-sulfotransferase 4. Gene Ontology annotation, molecular function: galactosylceramide sulfotransferase activity. The transcript has 3 exons. Gene Ontology annotation, cellular component: membrane. The record is from RefSeq and is a predicted model, not a curated record. Lineage: Eukaryota; Metazoa; Chordata; Mammalia; Rodentia; Heteromyidae. The coding region runs from base 16 to 1476 and encodes 486 amino acids. Gene Ontology annotation, biological process: glycolipid biosynthetic process.
CCUUCCUUGUACCACAUGGGCCCUAUGUCUCCUGUCAGGACUUUGCGGCUUUGGGGGCCUCGGAGCCUGGGGGUAGCUCUGGGCAUCUUCAUGACCAUCGGCUUUGGCCUCCAGCUCUGGGGGGGACCCUUCCAGAGGAGGCUCCCUGGGCUGCAGCUUCGACAGCCCUGGGCCCCAUCCCUGGGACCAGACGUUCAGUCCUGCAUCCCUCGGCAGCACCUUGUGUUCCUGAAGACACACAAAUCUGGAAGCAGCUCCGUGCUGAACCUGCUUCAUCGCUAUGGGGACCGACAUGGGCUGCGCUUCGCCCUCCCUGCCCGCUACCAGUUUGGCUACCCAAGACUUUUCCAGGCCUCUCGGGUCAAAGGCUACAAUCCCCAUGGUGGAGGUACCCAGCCCUCCUUCCACAUCCUCUGUCACCAUAUGAGAUUCAACUUGAAAGAGGUUCUUCAGGUCAUGCCUCCAGACAGCUUUUUCUUCUCCAUUGUCCGAGACCCAGCAGCUUUGGCCCGCUCAGCCUUUUCCUACUAUAAAUCCACCUCAUCAGCCUUCCGCAAGGCACCAUCUUUGGCUGCCUUCCUUGCUAAUCCUCGAGCCUUCUACCGACCUGGUGCCCGUGGAGACCAUUAUGCCCGCAACUUACUAUGGUUUGACUUUGGCCUGCCCUUCCCUCCAGAGAUGAGGACCAAAGGAGGGAAUCCCAAUCUCCUUAAAGACUCCAACUCUCUCCAUAUACAUGUCUUACCUUCUGGUGCUGGCUCUAGAGCCCAAGUGCCAGAUCCUAAUGCUCUUUUCCAGCCUGUUCCCACAGUAGCUGAUGGCCACAGCCAGCCAGCCAGCCCUGCCACUUUAGAUUUGGAAUCUUCAUCCUUCAUCCAAUGGGGUCUAGCCUGGCUAGAUUCUGUCUUUGACUUGGUCAUGGUAGCUGAAUACUUUGAUGAAUCAUUGGUCCUGCUGGCAGAUGCCCUGUGCUGGGGUCUGGAUGAUGUGGUAGGCUUCAUGCACAAUGCUCAGGCUGGAGGUGGGCAGGGUCACAGUGCUGCCAGCAACAGUGAAUUGACUCCUGAUGAUCAGCUGCUGACUGCACGUGCACGAGCCUGGAACAACUUAGACUGGGCUCUCUAUCUCCACUUCAAUCGUAGUCUCUGGGCACGGAUAGAACAAUUUGGUCAGAGAAAGCUUCAACGUGCUGUGGCAGAGCUCCGGGCACGAAGAGAGGCCUUGGCUAAACAUUGCCUGGUGGGAGGUGAGGCUUUAGACCCCAAGUACAUCACAGAUCGUAAGCUCCGUCCCUUCCAGUUUGGAUCCUCUAAGGUUUUGGGCUAUGUACUUCAGAGUGGACUGAGCCCCCAAGACCAGGAAGAGUGUGAACGCUUGGCUACCCCCGAGCUACAGUACAAGGACAAGUUGGAUGCCAAGCAGUUCCCCCCUAUAGUCACACAGACCCUCAAGACUUCAAGGCUACUUUCCCCAUAGGCAUCAGACUACAAAAUAUGCAUGACACAUGCGAUGAUCAACCGUGGAGGAGGCCAGAAGCAAUCUUUGCUUCUCUUGCAGGGGCUGAAACGUUGCAGGCCUCAGGCCUCAAGUCUUCUGGCCUUGGCCUGAGAACCACAGCAGCAACUCUCUCCAGGAUGUCCAUUUUGUUCCUUCUCCUUCCCAACCCCGAAGGCAGGUCCAGGUGGUGGUGCUCUUCAAAGCCCCCAGGAGGGGAAGAAAGAUGGCGUGCCUCAGGGAAAGUUUGGGGCCUGGGG